GGGAGGAGGGGGACAUAAACCCAGUAUUGGUGAAAACUAAUAUCAUUCAAGUUAUUACAGGGUAUUCAAAAAGGCAGCUUGUUAUCACAUAAGUGCAUUAAAUAGAACAGAUCAUGGGCAAGAAGAAGGUGGGACUUGGAGGAUCUCGGAAGAAAUCAAGGAAGGAGAAACGGAAAGAACAGAGAACACUUAAAAAGGUGAAGAAGAAUGAGCAUUACUUUAAGAGAUUUAAGAAGGAAGCACCAAAGCAUCCAUUCACGAUUCCGAAGGAACCUAAGGACGAUCCUCUUGUCGGUCUGAGUGAAAAAACUGAGCCACAAGCCAAACAGCUCGAGCCAGAUGAUGAGCCAGUGAAGAAACCACGGCGCCAGGAGAAAACUUUGGUUGAGAAAAUUCGUGAAGCCAGAGAAAAAAGUGGUGUUCUGGCUGAGAAAAGGAAGGGAGCUGAAAAGCGAGCUAGGAAUGCACAGCUUCGAGAGGCAAAUAAGGCGGAAGAAAGACAAAUUAAGCACCUGGCAACGUUAAUGAAAAUGAACAAGAGGCGAAAGAAAGGAAAGACGCCAUCACUCCCGAAAACAUUUGUUUCCGAUGGUCUGGACUAUCUUCUGGACGUCACCGAUCCGGAGAAGCUCAAGGACCUGAAGCUUCAGGAGCCCACUUUUGAAGACGACGAGGACGAUUUCGAGGAAGAUCUGGCCAUGGUGACAGAUGCGGCACGUGGCCAAGCUGUUGAAGUGGAAGAAGAUCAGCCAGAUAGCGCCUCAGGCGGUGAAGGCCAGGCUGAGUCCGAAGAAGGUGCUGAACAGUCGUUUAGUGACGAUGCCGGCAGUGAUGAUGGCACGGGUGAUGGAGAAGGAGGUCUGGAUAGUGACGCAGAGGGAAUGGACGGCUUCGUUCGAGACAGCGGUUCUGAUUCAGACGAACCGGACACAGUUGCUGCUGAUGCCACCAUCGCUGACCCAGAAGACAAUAGUUGUGAGGAUGAUGAUGAUGAUGAUGGUGAAGAUGAGGAAAUUGAUGAGGAGGGCUCUGGUGACGAAGAAGCCAUUACCGAGGGUUCGUCCGAUGAAAGUGAGGGAGAAUUUGCUGAUGAGGUUGAUGAAGGUGCUUCCGAAACAGAUUCCGUCACCGCUGGAAAGAAAAGUGGAUCUUUAAAAAGGCCCGCGAAUGAACGGAAACGAAAACUGAUCGAAGAUGUGGGAGAAGAGGACCUCGCGCUGAAUGAGACGAAGAAGUCUAAGAAGAAAAAGCGGAUAAAUGAAAAUCAAGACACGGACAAUGACGGCGUAUGGGAAGACAUAUACGGAAGGUUGCGUGGCAAGGAUGGUUCAGUUUUGACCGGAACCGGCUCGUCGGGGGCCGUCCCGCCCGACGCCGGCGACGGUGGCCCGGCGACGGCCGGCCGCUACCUGCCGCCGGCGCUGCGGGCCCAGCAGAUGGCGCUGAGCGGCGACAAGCGGGCCGAGCUGGCGCUGCUGCGCCGCCGGCUGCAAGGCCAGCUGAACCGGCUGUCGGCGCGCAGCGCGCGCGGCGUGCUGGCGCUGCUGGAGGAGCUGUACGCCGGCCACAGCCGCCACGACACCAGCCAGGCGCUGACGCAGCUAGUACACGAGGCGUGCGUGUCACCGGCGGCGGCGCGGCCCGACCGCCUGCUCAUGGAGCACGUCAUGCUGGUGGCAGCCCUGCAUGCCAACGUCGGCACCGAGGUCGGUGCUCACUUCCUGCUGAAGACGGCUCAGCAGUUCCACAAGCUGCUGAUGUCGGAGGACCGUGACGACGAAAGCAAGGAGCUGGACAACCUGGUGAUGCUGCUCGCCCAUCUGUACACGUUCAGGGUCACCGACAGCGGCGUCAUCUACGACGUGCUGAAGAUCCUGGCCGACCGCUUCUCGGCCAAGGACGUGGACCUUAUCCUGACAGUGCUACGCAGCGUGGGCUUCACCAUGCGCAAGGACGACCCGGCCGCGCUGAAGGAGCUCAUCCUGCAGCUUCAGGCGCGGGCGGCCGCUGACGCCGGGACCGCCGCCGCCGACGGCAGUCGGAUUCGUUUUCUGCUGGACAUCGUCAUGGCUCUGCGCAACAACAACAUCAACAAGAUACCGCAGUAUGACCCGGGUCUCGGCCAGGAGCUGAACAAGCUGCUCAAGACGUUGGUGAACCCCAACCAGACCAUCACUGAAUUAAAUAUCUCGCUGGAGGAUCUGCUCAAAGCCGAGGAGCGCGGCAAGUGGUGGGUGGUGGGCUCGGCCUGGAGCGGCUCCCUGAAGGAGCGCCAGCAGCCGGCUGCCGGGGAGGAGGAGGCGGCGGACGGCGCGCGGCCGAGGCUGCCCGCCGCCGGCCAGCAGUACUCGGCCGAGCUGCUGGAGCUGGCGCGCCGCCAGCGCAUGAACACCGACCUGCGGCGCCACGUCUUCUGCGCCCUCAUGACGGCGGAGGACUACCUCGACUGCUUCGAGAAGCUGAUGCGGCUGGGCCUGCGCGGCCCGCAGCAGGAGCAAGAGAUGGCCACGGUCGUGUUGGGCUGCGCGCUGCGCGAGCGCACCUUCAACCCCUACUACAGCCACCUGCUGGAGCGGCUGUGCGCCGCCGAUCGCAAGUACCAGAUGCGAGUCAAAAUAGCGGUCUGGGAGCAUCUGAAGCAGCUGGCUAGCUUAGGCUCAGGUCCAGCCAGCAACUUGGCCAAAAUUCUAGCUCAUCUGAUCUCAACGACCCAGCUAAGCAUCGCGGUACUCAAGGUGGUGGAGUUCUCCGAGAUGUCGAAGCCGAUGGUGCGCUUCCUGCGUCAGCUGCUGCUGGCGCUGCUGCUGCAGUCCGAGGACGAGCGGGCUGUACGCUCGCUCUUCCAGCGCGCGGCCGGCGCGCCGCUCAAGCACAUGCGCGACAGCCUGGUGCUCUUCCUGCACCACUUCGUGCUGCGCAACAAACAGAAGCUGGCCGACGCGGACACGGUGGCGACGCUGGAGGAGCGUGCGCGCGCCGCCGUCGCCGCGCUGAAGGCGGCGGACGGCGUGCUGAGGCUAUGAGACCGACUGAGGCCGCCGGCGGCGGCUGACGGCCCCGUGCCGUUUAGGGCGGUCGCUCCGGCCAGUGCAUCUGUGAUAGGGGCUGGCCCUGGCUGAGUGUCCACGUUGCAGCGGCAUUGGUGUCACUGCGUCAACGACUGGUGUCCUCAGGUCGUCGCUUAUUUAUACAUUUGAGUACAGCGGAAGUUGUUUUUUCGAGCCUGUUCGAAGCGUCAAAAUGGGACCGAGCAAUGAUUGGGGUUGAUACGUCCUGUCGCCAGUUCCGUAUGCACAAGGACUGACUUCUGCUGAGCUCCGGCAGGCCAGAGGAGAGUGGCAGGUCAAUGGUUACAUCCCUCAAGUCUGUUGUGAAAGGAAUAAUUGUAAU
Molecule: messenger RNA, 3390 nt
Organism: Pollicipes pollicipes
Lineage: Eukaryota; Metazoa; Arthropoda; Thecostraca; Pollicipedomorpha; Pollicipedidae
Product: nucleolar MIF4G domain-containing protein 1
Exons: 11
Coding region: 114-3023 (969 amino acids)
Biological process (GO): ribosomal small subunit biogenesis
Cellular component (GO): nucleolus
Molecular function (GO): RNA binding; protein binding
Source: RefSeq, a predicted model, not a curated record